AUGUACAGAAAUGCAGCCCUGCCUCCACUGAGCCCUCAUCCCAUCCCCUGCAGUGGAACGAGUUGUGGAAAGGGAUACGUAUGCAGCGUUACGCACAAUCAGCCACAAUGCGUCCCAGAACCUCAGACCUGCAAUACCAUCCAAUGCCAAGAGGGGACAGUGUGCAAGAUAGUAGAGGGCCAUGCCAGGUGUGUCCCUCACCCACCAUCUUGUCAUCAAGUCCAGUGCCAAGAAGGGUCAAUAUGUGACCUAGCUGAUGGCUUCCCUAAAUGUAUCCCAGCACCGGCAUCCUGUGAGAAUACUCAAUGCAAGCCGGGAACAGUGUGCAGCCUCAUCAAUGGCUGGCCCCAGUGUGUGCCCCACCAGCCUUCCUGCCACAAAGUCCAAUGUGAAGUUGGGACUGAAUGCGAGGUUGUCCAUGGUCAGCCUAAAUGUGUCCCAGUAACAGCAUCAUGCGGAGUCCUUCUUUGUGAUAAAGGGGCCAUGUGUGAAGUGAUCGAUGGCUACCCGACGUGUGUCCGAUUGCCACCAUCCUGCCUGCAUACCGUCUGCGAGCAAGGGACUAUGUGUAAUAUUGUGGAUGGUUGGCCUAAGUGUGUCCCAGGGCCAUCCUGUGCCAAUUUAAAUUGUGUGGCUGGCACUGAAUGUAAGACUGUGAACAACUUGCCCAGGUGUGUACCCGUCCUACCGUCCUGUGACAAAGUUCACUGCAAGCAGGGGACAGUAUGUAAGAUAGCUAAUGGGAUUCCCGCCUGCGUGCCCGUUGCACCUUCCUGUGGCACCAUUCACUGCAAAGAAGGGACAAUCUGUGAGAUCACCGAUGGCAUGCCCAAGUGUGUGCCCACCGUAAUAUCCUGUGACAAAAUCCAAUGCGCAGUGGGAAAUGUCUGCGAAAUGGUGAACGGGUGGCCCAGCUGCGUGCCCCUGCCGCACUCCUGUGAGAAUACUGAAUGCAAAACGGGAACAGUGUGUGAUAUUGUCAAUGGCUGGCCGACGUGCAUCCCAGAUAAACCAACGUCGUGUGCGUCCUUUGUUUGCACAGAAGAGGCCGUGUGUGAAAUGGUUGAUGGAAAGCCAACAUGCAUACCCAUCCCGCUUUCCUGUGACAGAUAUAAAUGCAGACAAGGAACUGUAUGUGAAAUAGUGCAUAACUGGCCCACCUGUGUGCCUUUGCCAUCUUCAUGUCAGAAAACAAAAUGCGCAGAGGGGACUGUUUGCAAAUUCAUUGAUGGAAGGCCCAAAUGCAUUCCCAUCCCUCCCACCUGCGACAAGUUGCAAUGUAAAGUGGGAACCAUCUGUAAAACAAUUAACGGAUGGCCAGAAUGUGUUCCAGCCCCUCACUCCUGUGAAAACGUCUACUGUAGACAAGGGACCGUUUGUAAAAUCAUCCAAGGUUGGCCCCAGUGCACAGCAAUCCAACCGUCCUGUGACAAAAUCCAUUGCAGUGAGGGGACAACUUGUAAAAUGGUUGAUGGUUGGCCUCAGUGUGCGCCUAUCCCACCCACCUGUGACAAACUUGGCUGCAGGGAUGGGACUACUUGUGAAAUUAUAGAUGGUUGGCCAAUGUGUGUUCCAAUCCCAGCCUCUUGUGACAAAAUCCAGUGCAAAGAAGGAACACUUUGUAAAUUAGUUGAUGACUGGCCCACCUGCAUUCCCAUUACAAAUUCGUGUGAAAAAUUCAGCUGCAGUGCAGGGACCAAGUGUGAGAUAUACGAAGGGCAUCCAAGAUGUAUUUCCGUCUCGCCUUCCUGUGACAAGUUCCAUUGCAAAGAAGGGACUCUAUGCGAAAUCAGUAGUGGUUGGCCCAAAUGUGUUCCACGUUCCAGCUUGUCCUCUUGUGAAAAAAUCAGCUGCAGUGCAGGGACCAAGUGUGAGAUAUAUGAAGGGCAUCCAAGAUGUAUUUCCGUCUCACCUUCCUGUGACAAGUUCCAUUGCAAAGAAGGGACAGUUUGUGAAAUCAGUAGUGGUUGGCCCAAAUGUGUUCCACGUUCCAGCUUGUCCUCUUGUGAAAAAAUCAGCUGCAGUGCAGGGACCAAGUGUGAGAUAUAUGAAGGGCAUCCAAGAUGUAUUUCUGUCUCACCUUCCUGUGACAAGUUCCAUUGCAAAGAAGGGACUGUAUGUGAAAUCAGUAGUGGUUGGCCCAAAUGUGUUCCACGUUCCAGCUUGUCCUCUUGUGAAAAAAUCAGCUGCAGUGCAGGGACCAAGUGUGAGAUAUAUGAAGGGCAUCCAAGAUGUAUUUCUGUCUCACCUUCCUGUGACAAGUUCCAUUGCAAAGAAGGGACAGUUUGUGAAAUCAGUAGUGGUUGGCCCAAAUGUGUUCCACGUUCCAGCUUGUCCUCUUGUGAAAAAAUCAGCUGCAGUGCAGGGACCAAGUGUGAGAUAUAUGAAGGGCAUCCAAGAUGUAUUUCUGUCUCACCUUCCUGUGACAAGUUCCAUUGCAAAGAAGGGACAGUUUGUGAAAUCAGUAGUGGUUGGCCCAAAUGUGUUCCACGUUCCAGCUUGUCCUCUUGUGAAAAAAUCAGCUGCAGUGCAGGGACCAAGUGUGAGAUAUAUGAAGGGCAUCCAAGAUGUAUUUCUGUCUCACCUUCCUGUGACAAGUUCCAUUGCAAAGAAGGGACUGUAUGUGAAAUCAGUAGUGGUUGGCCCAAAUGUGUUCCACGUUCCAGCUUGUCCUCUUGUGAAAAAAUCAGCUGCAGUGCAGGGACCAAGUGUGAGAUAUAUGAAGGGCAUCCAAGAUGUAUUUCUGUCUCACCUUCCUGUGACAAGUUCCAUUGCAAAGAAGGGACAGUUUGUGAAAUCAGUAGUGGUUGGCCCAAAUGUGUUCCACAUUCCAGCUUGUCCUCUUGUGAAAAAAUCAGCUGCAGUGCAGGGACCAAGUGUGAGAUAUAUGAAGGGCAUCCAAGAUGUAUUUCUGUCUCACCUUCCUGUGACAAGUUCCAUUGCAAAGAAGGGACUGUAUGUGAAAUCAGUAGUGGUUGGCCCAAAUGUGUUCCACGUUCCAGCUUGUCCUCUUGUGAAAAAAUCAGCUGCAGUGCAGGGACCAAGUGUGAGAUAUAUGAAGGGCAUCCAAGAUGUAUUUCUGUCUCACCUUCCUGUGACAAGUUCCAUUGCAAAGAAGGGACUCUAUGCGAAAUCAGUAGUGGUUGGCCCAAAUGUGUUCCACGUUCCAGCUUGUCCUCCUGUGAAAAAUUCAGCUGCAGUACAGGGACCAAAUACUCGUGUGAAAAAUUCACCUGCAGUGCAGGGACCAAGUGUGAGCUAUAUGAAGGGCAUCCAAGAUGUAUUUCCGUCUCGCCUUCCUGUGACAAGUUACAUUGCAAAGAAGGGACAGUUUGUGAAAUCAGUAGUGGUUGGCCCACAUGCGUUCCCCGUUCCAGCUUGUCCUCCUGUGAAAAAGUCAGCUGCAGUGCAGGGACCAAGUGUGAGCUAUACGAAGGGCAUCCAAGAUGUAUUUCCAUCUCACCUUCCUGUGACAAGUUCCAUUGCAAAGAAGGGACAGUUUGUGAAAUCAGUAGUGGUUGGCCCACAUGCGUUCCCCGUUCCAGCUUGUCCUCCUGUGAAAAAGUCAGCUGCAGUGCAGGGACCAAGUGUGAGCUAUACGAAGGGCAUCCAAGAUGUAUUUCCAUCUCACCUUCCUGUGACAAGUUCCAUUGCAAAGAAGGGACAAUUUGUGAAAUCAGUAGUGGUUGGCCUAAAUGUGUUGCCCGUAUGAGCCCACCUGCUUGUGAAAAAAUCAGCUGUCAUGCAGGGACUGUGUGUGAGAUAUAUGAAGGGCAUCCAAGGUGUAUUUCCAUCUCGCCUUCCUGUGACAAGUUCCAUUGCAAAGAAGGGACUGUAUGUGAAAUCAGUAGUGGUUGGCCCAAAUGCGUUCCCCAUUCCAGUUCACAAUUUUGUGGAAAUAUCAGCUGCAGUGCUGGGACUGUGUGUCAAAUGGCUUAUGGUUGGCCCAGAUGUGUUACAAUCCCACCCUCCUGUGACCAAUUUAGCUGCAGUGCAGGGACUGUGUGUCAAAUUGUUUCUGGUUGGCCCACAUGUGUUUCCAUCCCACCCUCCUGUGGAAAUGUCAGCUGCAACGUCGGGACUGUAUGUCAAGAGGUUUUUGGUGGGCCCCAAUGUGUUGCUGUCCCACCAUCCUGCGACAGAGCACAUUGUCAAAGAGGGACUGUUUGUGAGGUCAUCAGUGGCUUGCCAACUUGUGUACCCAUUCUGUCUUCCUGUAACAAAACUCACUGUGCCCAGGGAAUGGUGUGCCAGAUUGCACAUGGCCGGCCAACAUGUGUUCCAGCAGCAGCACCUUCUUGCGCUUCUGUACAUUGUCAAGUGGGGACUGUGUGUCGGCUUGUUAAUGGAUUCCCCCAAUGUGUGCACAACCCACCUUCCUGUGACAAAUUCCGCUGCAGUGUGGGGACUGUCUGUCAGAUUGUGAAUGCCUGGCCCCAGUGCGUUCCUCUGCCGAGCUCCUGUCAUAAUACCCAGUGCCAAAGGGGAACUGUAUGUCAACUUAUAAAUGGACGGCCCAAAUGUGUGCCAGUAGCAGCACAAGCAUGCCGUACAGUUCACUGCAAGAGAGGGACAACCUGUAAAGUUGUGAAUGGUGUCCCCAAGUGCGUGUCUGUUUCGCCCGCCCAGUCAAUCUGCUGGGCCUCUGGACAACCCCACUACCACACCUUUGACGGACGCAGCUACGAUUUCCAAGGUACCUGCACUUACACCGUGGUGAAGACCUGCCAACCCACUUCGGCUCUACCUUUCUUCCAUAUCUACACCAAGAGCCAGAAGAACUCCCGGUUCUCUUUCGUCAGCCAGGUCACCAUCUCUGUCUAUGGCUCCAACAUCACCAUGGUCAAGUACGAAUAUGGCCUUGUCAGAGUCAACCAAGUACGCUCCCGCCUGCCCAUAAGUAUGCAUGAUGGGAAGCUCUCCUUAUACCACAGAGGAGGCCAACUGGUUGUGGAAACAUCAUUUGGUCUGAAAGUUUACUAUGACUGGAACUAUUACCUAGUGGUGAAGGUCACUCCAGCCUUUCGGAGCCAUAUCUGCGGCCUCUGUGGCAACUACAACGGGGACCCCAAUGAUGACUUUAUGACAUCUUUGGGAGGCUUUGCCACCGAUCCUGUGGAGUUUGGCAGGAGCUGGAAGGUGGAAGAUGGUGAUAGCCAAUGCAGUCAUGGCUGCCACGGCAAAUGCUGGCGCUGUUCUCCGGAGCUGGCGACCAGAUACAGAGCGGAGACUUAUUGCGGCCUGCUUACUAAGCACAGAGGUGGCCCGUUCCGACAUUGCCAUGCCUUGAUUGACCCCAAGCCCUAUUUGAACGACUGUGUGAUUGAUUUGUGUGCCUUUGAGGGCUACAAGCAGAUAUUAUGCCGAGCACUGAAGACUUACGCUGAUGCCUGCCAAAGAGAAGGGGCAGUGCUAUCUGCCUGGAGAAAACAUGCCGGCUGCCCCAUGUCUUGCCCCGACUACAGCCAAUACAUGCCCUGUGGCUCAGCAUGUCCUGCCACCUGCACCAACCCUGAUGCUCCAAAGCAGUGUCACCUGCCCUGCGUGGAGACCUGCCAGUGCAAGGCUGGCUACGUGCUGGAUAGUGGCAAGUGUAUUCCCAAAAACCGGUGCGGCUGCGCCUACCAUGGUCGUCUCUAUGCGCCCAACGAGCAGUUCUGGGGUGACCAGCAGUGCCAUCAGCGUUGCUUGUGCAGGGCGCAAGAUAAAAAAGUGAUCUGCCAUGAGUCCCGUUGCAGGGAGAUGGAAGGGUGCCAUGUGGUCAAUGGCAUGAGAAAAUGCUACCCCACCUACUAUGGGACCUGCACUGCUGUGGGACAGUUGCAUUACGUCACCUUUGAUGGGUUGCGCUAUGACUUCUACGGGACCUGUGUUUAUCGCCUGGUUGAAAUCUGCCACAAGAGAGCAAACCUGACCCAGUUUCAAGUCCUGGUUCGGCAUGAAAGGAAGGGACACAAGGAUUAUCCUGCCACCAAAGCCAUUGAGGUCAAAGUCUAUGGUUUUACAAUCACAGUCAGCCAUAGUAAAGUCAUGUUGAAUGGAUUGUUGGUCCACCUGCCCUACAACAUUGAAUACAACAAAGUUGCCCUCUACCGCCACGGCUGGGAUAUUGUGAUCACGACCGAUUUUGGUUUAACUGUCGCAUUUGAUGGGACUAACAAUAUCCGUCUCACGGUGCCAGGAGCCUACAGGGGUGACGUGUGUGGCUUGUGUGGCAAUUUCAAUGGGCGGGCAGAUGAUGACAUGACUCUGCAACACAGCCAAGUUCUGACAACUAACCCAGGGGACUUUGGCCGAAGCUGGAAAGUUCGGGACAUCCCAGGGUGCAUUGAGAAGGAGAAGGAGGCCUGUCCAGACCUUGUGAACAUUGAACACACACAGAAGACAAGCAAGGAGUGUGGUCUCCUGCUGGACAUGCGCGGCCCUUUCAGGGAGUGCCACAGCAAGGUGCCACCUCAAUCAUAUUUCAAAGACUGUGUCUUUGACUUUUGCUCCAACAAGACCAAUAAAAAUGCCGUCUGUCACAUCAUCUCCUCCUAUGCCGCAGCUUGCCAAGCAUAUGGCACCAGGGUCUAUGAGUGGAGAUCUGCCAGUUUCUGUACUCCUAAAUGCAGCGCAAACAGCCGCUAUAAAGUCUGCACCAGCAAUUGCCCAGUGACGUGUCUCAGCCUCUUUAACCCAGUAGCGUGCACUACUAGAUGCCACGAGGGAUGCGAAUGCAAUGAAGGUUAUGUUCUGAGUGGUGACCAGUGUGUUCCCAUCUCCCAGUGUGGCUGUGUCCACCAAAGCUUCUAUUACAAGGCGGGUGACUCUUUCUAUCUCAACGGAUUCUGCAAGGAGCGAUGUGUAUGCCAAGUAGGUGGCAUCAUGGACUGCCACCGUUCCUCCUGUGGUCCUAACGAGGAAUGUCGUGUGGUGGAAGGUGUCCAGAAGUGCCACUCACUUGCCCCCAAGAGGAGUGGCUCUUGUCAUGUGGCUGGUGACCCACACUAUCUCACCUUUGAUGGCACCACAUUUGACCUCCAGAGCAAUUGCACCUACACCCUGGCUAGGAGCUGCACGCAGAAGACCUCCCUUCAGCCCUUCUCUGUCAACGUGGAGAAUGAGAGGCGGUCCAGGGGCAAGGUCUCUGUGACAAAGGUCGUGUCAGUCACAGCUUAUCAAAACACCAUCUCCAUCUUGCGGGAAAAGAGAGGCAUUGUCCUGGUCAAUGGUGCGAUCACCUACUUACCUUUCCGGUUGGUAAGUGAUGGUAUGUGGGCGUACUACCAUGGUGACAACAUUGUGAUUCGGACAGACUUUGGCUUAUUCGUCUCUUUUGACCAGCUCUACCAUCUUGUUGUCAGAGUACCUGAAUCCUAUCAGGGCCAGACCUGUGGCCUAUGUGGCAAUUAUAAUGGCAGAUCCAAUGAUGACCUCUUCCUGCCCACUGGCCACCCAGCCUCAAGCGUCCAAGUCUUUGCAGCUGCUUGGAGAGUGGACGUCCCCACGGCUGUCUGUGCAGAUGAUUGUGCUGCUUCAGUAUGUGGUGCAUGCAGAGAGAGCCGGAAGGCCAGCUAUGUACACAGCAGUCAAUGUGGCAUACUUCAAGCCCCAUAUGGGCCUUUCAGUGCCUGCUUUUCCACCAUCAACCCUGCAGACUUCUACAACAAUUGCGUGCAUGACCUCUGCAAAGCAAGAGGGAACACUGUUAUCCUCUGCCGGGCUAUCCAUGCCUACGUCACUGCCUGUCAAGCUGCAGGCGUCAAGAUCAAGCCUUGGAGGACAGCAGCAUUCUGCCCUAUGAAGUGCCCAGUCAACAGUCACUACGAUAUCUGUGUCAGAGCUUGCCCCAGAGGUUGCAGAGAAGCAGUCAGCAUCACCAAGUGCUCUAGCAACUGUGCCGAAGGCUGCCAGUGCAAAAAGGGUUACUUUAUGGCUGGGUAUCAUUGUGUGCCUAUUAGCCAAUGCCGGUGCUUUCACCAGGGCACAUGGUUUAAGGUUGGAGUGAAGGUGAUCACAGCCAACUGCAGGGAGGAGUGUACCUGCCAUCGUCAAGGUCGGGUCGUGUGCACACCUCUACCAUGUGCAGCUGGACAAACCUGUGUCCUGAGUAAUGCCAAGUGGACUUGUAUCCGGCAAGAGGGCCAUUGCACCAUUUCCCAGGGGCACAUCUUCACAACUUAUGACGGGGUCUCCGGAAAGGUUCCCCCUGUAGGGUCCUAUGAGAUCUCCACGCUCAUCAACGCCAAGUCUACAUCUUGGUUCCGGGUGGUGAUUCAGCUGCAGAAAUGUCCUGCAUGCCCCACACCCCUUGUGGUCACUGUCACAAUCUAUUUCCACAAGCUUAUUGUGCUGCUGAAGCAGGACAGCUCAGUCACGGUUAAUGGGCACCCAGUGCAUCUUCCAGUCCAGCCCUCAAAGGAAGUAUCGAUAAGCCUGGCUCAGGACUUGGUGACAGUGGCACACAGAUCAGGUGUGCGGGUUCUCUAUAGCACCAGAGGAGACCUGACAGUGGCCAUCAGUGGUGAAUUGGCCAACAAAGUAUUCGGAGCCUGUGGAAACUUCAAUGGGAAUGGUGCAGAUGACUUGCGGUUACCCAACGGUAGAGUAGCGCACACCAUUACAGAGGUCAUUAGCCACUGGCGAGUAACGACAGCUAUGCAAAAUGGUAUGUAAGGACAGAAACUUAAUCAAUUUUUCCCCAAUGCUUGCAUGUCUUAUUUCACUAAUCUAUUUAAUGAUCCCCACUGCUUAAGUCAAUGGGCAAGGGUGCAAUCUCCCCCCCCCCAAAAAAAGGAACUGGGACAUA
Molecule: messenger RNA, 8791 nt
Organism: Podarcis muralis (Common wall lizard)
Lineage: Eukaryota; Metazoa; Chordata; Lepidosauria; Squamata; Lacertidae
Source: RefSeq, a predicted model, not a curated record